Molecule: messenger RNA, 399 nt
Organism: Elephantulus edwardii (Cape elephant shrew)
Lineage: Eukaryota; Metazoa; Chordata; Mammalia; Macroscelidea; Macroscelididae
Product: protein LLP homolog
Exons: 2
Coding region: 1-399 (132 amino acids)
Biological process (GO): dendrite extension
Cellular component (GO): nucleolus
Molecular function (GO): RNA binding
Source: RefSeq, a predicted model, not a curated record
AUGUCCAUCAGGGGUUGGACUAAAAGCUUACAGAGUAAGUGGAAAAGGGAGAUGCAUGCUGAAAAGCGAAAAAAGAAUGCACCACAGGAGUUCUGCUGGCUUAAAAGUCUUCUCAAAUUAGAUGGUGAUGUUUUAAUGAAUUAUGUUCAGGAGAUUGCAACUGUUGUGGUUCCCAAACAUUACCAAGAGAAAAUGCAAUGUGAUAGGAACAAUGAAAAAGAUGACACAAAAAUGGAGUUUAAUAUUCAGAGAAACAAAAAGAGCCUUCUAGACCAGCAUGGCCAGUACCCAAAUUGGAUGAGCCAGAGGCAGAGAAAGAGGCUGAAAGCAAAGAGCGAAAGAGGGAAGGGAAAAAUCAAAUCCAAAGCAGCACAGGCUGCAAAAGGUUUAGCCUGGUAG